Messenger RNA from Cephus cinctus (wheat stem sawfly), 3830 nucleotides. RefSeq lists its product as uncharacterized. Gene Ontology annotation, biological process: spliceosomal snRNP assembly. Gene Ontology annotation, molecular function: RNA helicase activity; RNA binding; ATP binding. Gene Ontology annotation, cellular component: SMN complex. Lineage: Eukaryota; Metazoa; Arthropoda; Insecta; Hymenoptera; Cephidae. The record is from RefSeq and is a predicted model, not a curated record. The transcript is spliced from 7 exons. Bases 382 to 3699 code for a protein of 1105 amino acids.
UCAUUCGUAAUCGGAAAUUUUUUAAAAUAUCAUCCAAUAGGAAGUUGCACUUUUUGAAAAGUGCAGAAAGUGUAGACAACAACAAACCUAAUACUAUAUUAUUAAACGAAGUAUACAGAUUAUUUCUUAAAAAAAAACCAGUUAAAUGGAGAAUAUAUUUAUUGUGAGAAUAUAAACUCGCAGGCAGCGAGCAACGAGUGUUGAUCAUAAGUAUGAAGGUACUUCAGAGUGAAUGUUUAAGGUUCAUGUGAUAAAGCAGUUAGUUCAUAUAAAAUAAUAAAAAUACAACUAUUAGUUAAUACGUCCCUUGAAAUAGUCAAGUAAACAAUUAGAAGUUAAGUGAUUCGCGUACCGGUAAACGUUUUCUGUAUAAUUUUAAAAAUGCCUCAUCUAAUGGCACAUGAUAUAAAUACGAAAGCACGUACGAAAGAUGUAAAAGUUUUGGAAGAUGUUACUUUUUUUCAAAUGGGACUAUCACAGACUAUUUUAGAUGGAUUGACCAGUUGCGGCUUUCAGAAGCCAUCUCCUAUACAGCUGAAAGCUAUACCCUUGGGACGCUGUGGUUUUGAUCUCAUCAUACGUGCGAAAUCAGGUACAGGAAAGACAGCUGUUUUUGGGACAAUUGCAUUAGAGAUGUUGGAUAUUCAGAUAUCAUCUGUUCAAGUAGUAAUUCUUGCACCAACUAGAGAGAUUGCAGUGCAAAUUUCUCAAGUACUGGUAUCUAUUGGUACUGAAAUAAAAGGUUUACGAGUGGAGUCUUUUGUUGGUGGUAUGGCGAUAGAAGGUGACAAAAAAAGAUUAAAUGGUUGCCAAAUAGCAGUGGGUGCACCUGGCAGGAUAAAACACUUAAUUGACAAAGGCUUCCUAAAUGUAGAGCAUGUUAGGCUCUUUGUAUUAGAUGAGGCAGAUAAAUUAAUGGAGAGCAGCUUUCAAAAAGAUAUAAAUUACAUAUACUCCAAGUUGCCAAUCAACAAACAAGUAAUAGCAUCAAGUGCGACUUAUCCUGGUGACCUGGAAACAUUUUUAGAGACGUAUAUGCGUUCACCAAUUUUAACAUCACCAGAUAAUGAUGGUCCAAUUUUAUUAGGCUUACGACAAUUCGUAUGCAUCGUAAAAUAUCAUCCAAAUGCUAUGAAGCAGGUCGAGAUUAAAGUUCAGGAAUUGGCUAAAAUUUUUGGUAAAAUACCGUUUAAACAGAGCCUAGUAUUUUCCAACUAUCAAACACGAGCACAAUCAGUUUGCAAUAGAAUAAAUGCAAUGGGUUUACCAGCCAUUUACAUAGUUGGAAAUCAGGAUAUGAAAAAACGUAUGGAUGCCAUUCGUAAAUUAAAGGCAUUCAAAUGUAGAAUUAUGCUAACGACAGACUUGACUGCUAGAGGAAUAGAUGCAGAACAUGUCAAUAUAGUGAUCAAUUUAGAUAUUCCUAUAGAUGGUGCAACGUAUCUUCAUCGUAUAGGUAGAGCAGGACGUUAUGGAUCACAUGGAUUAACCAUUACCAUAGUAUCUGAGAAUGAACUUCCCACAUUCAGAGAACUGAUGCUGUCUGUCGGUGGACCAAAUUUUUCGUUACUCAAACUUCCUCAAGAUUUCUCUCAGGAUCCAUGGAAUGCUGAUGAUUCUAUCUUUGACAAAAUUUGUGCUGAAAGCGUUCAGGAUGGAGAUAUGGAAAUCAACCAGGACAUUGAAAUCGAUAAACUUAUUACGGAAUCUGAAAAUGGCGCUCCAAUUGCUACUAAUUUAUCGUCGCCUGAGAAAGUCUAUGUGCCUGAUGUAGAAGUGAAUAAAAAGAUUGACAGUGAAAAGAAGAAAGCAACGAAUACUGGCACGAUUAAUGUUGAGCCUAUGGAAACUUUAUUCUCUGAUAUCAAUAUAGAUUCUGUUUUAAAUAUUGAUUCACUAUUUUCAAAAUGGUUGAAGAAACGUAGUGAAAAUAAAUCUGUUUCCAAAAAAGUGGAUGAAUCUUUGAGCAAUCAAUAUUCAGCAUUAUCUAUUCAUGACCCGGAACGGGUUUAUAAAUUUGAUUUAAAAUAUAUUUCUGAAACUGCUUCAGAAAUGCAGAAACUGAAUAGGGGCAUAUGUUUUGAACUAGAUUUACAGGAAAUGUCAAAAGAAAAUAGUAAUGAAUUAUUUCCGAUAGAAACGAUUGAAGAGUAUUUAAAGUACAAACCUAAAGAAAUUAAUAAUGAUAAAUAUGAUACAGUGGGAUCAGACAUGAAAAAUUUCGAUAGAAAAUCUGAAAGUGUCCCUGAAGAUUUUACACAAAAUGGUGUGUUUGUUUUUGAAAUCGUUGAUAAUUUUAAGGGCCUAGACACAAAUGCCAUGCUACUACUUGACAUAUAUAAGAAUCUCCAAGAAUGGAUAAUUGCUCAGAAAGAAGACAUAAAUAAAGAAACUAAAAAAAUCAAGGAUCCUGAAGAACUGAAAACGAGAAACGCAUUCCGCUGGAAAGAAUCUCUAGAAUUUGAGAUUACUAUGUUAGAAAGGCUCAUUGCUGAAUCAGACGAUACCAUCUUACGUUGCGAUAGAAAGUCUUUGUAUAAGCAGUAUUAUGCAGCAUUAAAAAUCUUUCUUGAAAUGCAAAAGAAAUCAUUACUCUGGUUAUAUCCAGAUGUAAGAAGCGAAGCUGAAGUCAAUGACACUUACUUGUAUUCUGGACUUCGUCAGGAUUUUGUUAAUUUAAUUGACAUGUAUAGAGAGAUUGAAGAUUUCAAGAGUAAAUAUGAAGACGGUUCUAAGGAAUUUAAGUAUUAUCUCCCAUAUCCUGCAAAGGAUAGUGAUGUAAUGCCUAAUUUGAUGAUGUCAAGAAUAGAAAUCGACAGAUAUCGUGAGGCUUUAAAGUACCUCCAUUCCCAUCCUGACCCAAAGAGUAGAUUCUUGAGAAUCCGACAAUUACUAGCGUUUUUACCGGAGGAAGAGUGUUUGGAUAUAGAAUCCAGGAUGAGGAAGCAAGGGCAAGAUUCUUAUGAAACAAUGAUAGAUUUUUUGGAGAAAGAAAAAAUCAAUAGAAAUGUAAAACAAGUGGAAGAAGAUUGUAAAAUAAUAUUAAGUGAUAAAACGACUUUAAAUUUAUUUAUUGCCAAUGUAGAAUGUUCAAAGUAUAACCAGAGCACUCAGAAUAUUGAAGAUAAAUCCCCAGGUAAACAGGACUCUAAGACUGCAAGUAGGCUGAUUCAGAAAAACACAACAAAUCAUACAGCUGGAUCAUUCACACCAGUUCAAACUAAUAAUGUAGCUUAUGUUACAAAGAAUUUAAGUUCAGAUGAUGGAUACAAGCAGCAUUCUCAAAAUAAGAAUAUAAUUUUACCAUCUAAUUCUUUAAGUGACAAAAGCAAAGUAUCAAAAUCUAAGAUUCUGUCAAAUGAGUCUGGAUUAGAGGAUGAGAUUCACACUAAUUUAAAUUAUAAGACUGAGGAUGAUUUUCUAGCGAAUCACACAGCAAUGCCAAUGACACAUUAUCAACAGAACAAUUCAUUUUUGGAUUCCAGUGUUAAAAAUUUUAAUCGAUAUUGGAAUUCUCAAAUUUAUCCUCAGAAAUCUAAUUAUUAUGAAAAUCACGAAAAUGUUUGUUAUUAUACGUCAGAGCCAACAAAUGUCUUAUCAUAUAAAAUGUAUAAUAAUAUUGAAGAUUUUCUAAGCUCAUUGAAAAUGCAGACUCAUCAGAUACAAUUAGAAGAAUAUUAUUCUCAAAUGUUACAGUAAUUAACUAAUGUGAUGUAGCUAUUUGUAAAUAUUCAGCUAUACGUAAGAUUUAACAAAAUAGGUACAUUUUAUAUACAGCUGUAAAUAUUAUUUUGUAUAACAAAAACAAAUUAUAAAAAGCGUAAAAAAAA